CUUGAACGCCUUGGAGAAAGCAAAUAGUGAAAUAGCGUAAAAAUAAUCAAAUUAUUGAUGCUGGUACAUCGAAGUUCUUUAUAAAAUUGCAUAAUAUUCUGGUCCCGUAAUUGACAAUUCAGAAUUAUUGAAACGGACAUUGAACGUAACGAAGUACUGGUGACCAAACGAAGAAAUGAAAACACAAAAGCUAAUCCUAUGCAUUCCUCUUCAGAAAUCAAGCCAUUCACUUUCGAUGCCGUGAUUGACAAUUCUCUGACGCAGAGGCAGAUGUACGACAGAGUAUUUCAAAGCUUGGUCAAUUCAGUGGUUGAAGGAUUCAAUGGGACCAUAUUUUCUUACGGGCAAACUGGCACAGGGAAAACAUUUACAAUGGAGGGAUCAUUGGAAUCGGAAGCUAACUAUGGCGUCAUGCCAAAUGCUUUUAAGCAAAUAUUUGAUCAAGUCUCAUUAAACCGAGAGAAACGAUAUUUGAUUGGAGUUUCAUACUUUGAAAUUUAUCAAGAGGAAAUUCGAGACCUGUUGGACUGUGACAAUUUUAAAAAGUGUGUCAUCCAUGAAAAUCCGAAUGGAGGAGUUCACAUCAAAGGUCUCUCUUCUUAUCUAUGCUCCAGUUUCCAAGAAAUCGUGGACCUGUUGGCAAAAGGGAAAUUGAGUCGAGUUGUAGGUGCGACAAACAUGAAUGAACACAGUUCCAGAAGUCAUGCCAUCUUCCAAGUUACGAUUGAGACGUCCGACCAGACCGAUAUUGAUGGUGAGCACAUCAAAGUCGGGAAAUUGAAUCUGGUUGACCUCGCCGGAUCUGAGAGAGUCUCCAAAACUGGGGCAGAGGGUAUGAGGCUCAAGGAAGCUGGGAAAAUAAACUUGUCCUUGUCCACUCUCGGCAAUGUCAUUUCCGCACUCGUGGAUGGGGCGGCCUUCAUCCCAUACCGAGACUCCAAAUUGACACGCAUUCUUCAAGAUGGGAUCGGAGGAAACUCUAGAACCGUAAUGGUCGCCACAGUGGGUCCUGCGGGAUACAAUUAUGAGGAGACCAUAAAUACCUUGAGGUAUGCCAGCAGGGCGAAGAACAUUGAAAACAAACCGAGAAUCAAUGAGAACCCUAAAGAUGCCAUGCUCAGAACAUAUCAAGAGGAAAUUAACCGCCUGCGAAGCAUGGUGCAGGACAAGAUGGCUAGAAAGACCUCGGCGACCAAACCAACUACUGCUGAAGAUUUUGACGACAACUUGGAGAAAGAGACAACUCGAAGUAGUAAACCAAAACCCAAAAGUACUACCAGUAAUGGUUAUUAUAAGCAGCAGAAAGGAUUGAUGGACACGAGUACAAUAAAUGAGCUACGGGAAAUGUUGGAACCUUUGGGAAUUGUGUUCGACGGAGACAUUGAAGCAAUACUGGUCAAGUUGAAGGAAAAGACUGAAAGUUUGCAGAAGGACACACAAAUGGUGAAAGAGGAUCACGAAAAACUAUCAACCCAAUUGCAGAAAGCAACUGAUAAGCUGAAAUCAGCAAAAUAUGAGUGCAACAACCUCACUGCACAGAUCAAGUGGUUAGAAAGUAAAGUUCUCAACUCCUCUGGGGAGAAUAAACUGAUUGAAAAAACAAAGUCUCAAAAGGAACAAAUUGAGUUGCAAGCAAAAACCCUAGAAAGCCAUAAAAUGAGACAAGAACAUCUCCGAAAAGUUUUGGCUGAAAAAGAAAUGACAAAUGAAGAAUCUUUUGCGGAUUGUAAUGCAUUGGAAAAUGAUUAUAGAGUGAAAGUUGAAAAGUUGAUGAAACUGACACGUAAAAUUGAUACAUUUGAAACCGACUAUGCUAUGGACAAGAAGAAGAACGUUGAAAACGUCACAAGACUCAAGAAUUGUAUCCUAGAAAUGAAAAAGUGCAUACCUAUUUAUAUAUUUAUAAACGACUCACUACAAUUUUUAAGCAAUCCAAAAGUGGUAAAGAAUUUUUUUUAACUUUUAGAGAGUUAA
Molecule: messenger RNA, 1974 nt
Organism: Folsomia candida
Lineage: Eukaryota; Metazoa; Arthropoda; Collembola; Entomobryomorpha; Isotomidae
Product: kinesin-II 95 kDa subunit
Exons: 5
Coding region: 199-1959 (586 amino acids)
Biological process (GO): microtubule-based movement
Molecular function (GO): microtubule binding; microtubule motor activity; ATP binding
Source: RefSeq, a predicted model, not a curated record